This is a messenger RNA of Cetraspora pellucida, 2355 nucleotides long. The record is from the annotation of a GenBank genome assembly. NCBI's taxonomy places the organism in Eukaryota, Fungi, Glomeromycota, Glomeromycetes, Diversisporales, Gigasporaceae.
GUUCAAUUAAAAGAAGAUUUGGAUAUUUCAAGUUCAUUAACAAAAGAAAUUGAAGAUGAGGAUUCAUUUGAAGAACAGGAUGAAUUUAUUAUUUCAAAACAAUUACAGGCACAAAAUAGAAAAAAGAAAAAAUCGGGUGGUUUCCAAUCCAUGGGAUUUAAGGUUCCAACUCCAAUACAGCGCAAGACAAUACCAUUAAUAAUGGACGGUAAAGAUGUAGUAGGCAUGGCUCGCACAGGUUCCGGCAAGACUGCUGCAUUCUUGAUUCCGAUUAUAGAAAAAUUAAAAGUUCAUUCUGCAAAAGUUGGUGCUAGAUCGAUUAUAUUAUCUCCUUCACGUGAACUAGCUCUUCAAACACAAAAAGUAUGCAAAGAGCUCACUAAAUAUACAGAUUUGAGAACUUGUCUAUUAGUUGGUGGUGACAGUUUAGAGGAGCAAUUUGCGAUGUUUGCAAACAAUCCUGACAUUAUAGUAGCAACUCCUGGGCGUUUUCUUCAUUUAAUUGUGGAAAUGGAACUUGAACUUAAAACCGUUGAAUUUGUUGUUUUUGAUGAAGCAGAUCGAUUAUUUGAAUUAGGAUUUUCAGCACAGCUUCAUGAAAUAUUGCAUAGACUACCUCAAUCACGUCAAACAAUGCUUUUUUCCGCUACUUUGCCAAAAUCACUUGUGGAAUUUGCAAAUGCUGGUCUUCAAGAUCCAAGUUUAGUACGACUAGAUACAGAUACCAAGAUUAGCACCGAUUUAAUGAUGGCAUUUUUCUCCGUGAAACAAUUGGAAAAAGAGGCCGCAUUAUUAUAUCUUCUAUAUGAAGUCAUUAAAAUACAUCUUACUCCCACUUCAUCAGUCACUAUAUCUAAAAAUUCCAAUAAUAAAGACGACAAUUCAUCAAAUACAAUAUCACAAUCUUUGUUAUCUAAUCAAACAAUUAUUUUUGUAUCAACAAAACAUCAUGUUGAAUAUAUUACAAAUCUUUUGAACCUUUGUGGAUUUCAAACAUCUUAUAUUUAUGGUUCUUUAGAUCAAACAGCUAGGAAAAUACAAAUAAACAAUUUUCGUAGUGGUCGAACUAAUAUUUUAGUUGUGACAGAUUUAGCGGCUCGUGGAAUAGAUAUUCCAAUAUUGGAAAAUGUAAUCAAUUAUGACUUUAUAGAUAGUAGUAAAAUGUUUGUUCACAGAGUAGGGAGAACAGCUAGAGCUGGUAGAAAAGGUUGUGCUUAUUCUUUAAUUACACCUGAAGAACUUCCCUAUUUACUUGAUCUUCAACUUUUUCUUGGUCGUCGAUUAUUAAUUGGUUCGGCUGUAGAUUCAACACCUGAUUAUACUUCAGAUAUUAUUAUCGGAUCUUUCCCUCAUGACCUUCUGGGAUCUUAUAUGGAAUGGGUAAAAGGAAAACAACAGGAAGUUAAUGACUUAAAAUCUCUUUGCGAUGUGGCGAAAAAUGGUUAUAAACUAUUUUGUAAAUCUAAAUCAUCAGCAGCACCAGAAAGUUAUAAAAGAGCAAAGGAAGUUGUAGAUAUGAAUAAUUUGAAUGAUGUGCACGUUCUUUUUGCCGAUCAAGUAAAUGAUCAAGAAAAAAGUCGACUCAAUUUCAUAAAUUCAAUUUCAAAUUUUCGGCCACCUGAGACGAUUUUAGAACUAGGAAAUAGAGGGAAAAAAAAAACAUCAAUUGUAUCACCUAUAAUAAAGCAACGUAAAGAAACUACAGUGAAAGCAACAACCAAUACAAAGGAAAUACAAAUAAAUUGUGGAAGUGCAUCCAAUCGUCAUGAAGCCGAAGCAAAGUUACCAGAUGUUAGCAAAACCAAGAAACGAAAGACCGACAAUUCUACUAAAAUGUCUAAAAGGCAGAAAAGAGAUAAUUUUCGGGAUGAGGAAUACUAUAUUUCUCAUUAUCAAAAAGAUGCAAAUACAGAAAAGGGGAAAGGUUUAAGAUGGGAUAGUAAAAAGAAGAAUUUUGUUCGUGGUGAUGGUAUAGGGUCUGACAACAAGAAAUAUAUUAUCAGUGAAAAUGGAACAAAGUUACCGGCUACAUACAAAAGUGGGAGAUUCAUGGAGUGGCAACAGCAAAAUAAGUUAUUAAUACCUCGUACUGGAGAAAAAGAAAUACAAUCAGCGCGUUUUGACGUUAAAAAAUUUAGGCACAAAACACCAGAUUCUUCCGAACCCUCGGAUCCUCUUGCAAUUAAUCACGAGAAAAAACAAAAGAAUUCGAAAAAAGCAAAUUCCCGGAAUUCUGUCAAAGCCAAAAAUGAACUCAAAACUGUAGAACAAAUUUGCAAGCAAAGAAGAAUAAAAGAAAAACGAAAGUCUAAAAAUGCGAGACCUAGUCGAAAGGGACGACUCAAAAAAAGAUGA